Mauremys mutica (yellowpond turtle) is the source of this 1149-nucleotide messenger RNA. RefSeq names its product zinc finger protein 345-like. The record is from RefSeq and is a predicted model, not a curated record. Gene Ontology annotation, biological process: regulation of transcription by RNA polymerase II; central nervous system development. Gene Ontology annotation, cellular component: nucleus. The transcript has 2 exons. Gene Ontology annotation, molecular function: RNA polymerase II cis-regulatory region sequence-specific DNA binding; DNA-binding transcription factor activity, RNA polymerase II-specific. NCBI's taxonomy places the organism in Eukaryota, Metazoa, Chordata, Testudines, Geoemydidae. The annotation marks the transcript as partial.
UGCCACGAGUGCGGGGAAAGCUUCAGUCAGCACUCAGUCCUUAUCACACAUCAGAGAAUCCACACAGGGGAGACACCCUACACGUUUUCUGAGUGCGGGAAAAGCUUCAAUCAGCGCUCAAGCCUUAUCACACAUCAGAGAAUCCACACAGGGGAGACGCCCUACACGUGCUCUGAGUGCGGGAAAAGCUUCAGUCAAUGCUCACACCUUAUCAGACAUCAGAGAAUCCACACAGGGGAGACGCCCUACACGUGCGCUGAGUGCGGGAAAAGCUUCAGUCGGCGCUCACACCUUAUCACACAUCAGAGAAUCCACACAGGGGAGAUGCCCUACUCGUGCGCUGAGUGCGGGAAAAGCUUCAGUGUGCGCUCAAGCCUUAUCAGACAUAAGAGAAUCCACACAGGGGAGACGCCCUACACGUGCUCUGAGUGCGGGAAAAGCUUCAGUCAAUGCUCACACCUUAUCAGACACCAGAGAAUCCACACAGGGGAGACGCCCUACACGUGCUCUGAGUGCAGGAAAAGCUUCAGUCGGUGCUCACAUCUUAUCAGACAUCAGAGAAUCCACACAGGGGAGACGCCCUACACGUGCGCUGAGUGCGGGAAAAGCUUCAGUCGGCGCUCAAACCUUAUCACACAUCAGAGAAUUCACACAGGAGAGACACCCUACACGUGCGCUGAGUGCGGGAAAAGCUUCAGUCACAGCUCAAACCUUUCUCAACAUCAGAGAAUCCACACAGGGGAGAGGCCCUUUGAAUGCAGUGAGUGUGGGAAAACCUUCAGUCGCAGUUCGCACCUUAUUAGGCAUCAAACAAUCCACAGAGGAGAGAGGCCCUAUGAAUGCCGUGAGUGUGGGAAAUGCUUCACUAGCAGCUCAAACCUUUCUCAACAUCAGAGAAUCCACACAGGGGAAAGGCCCUAUGAAUGCCGUGAGUGUAGGAAAACCUUCUCUCACAGCUCAUCCCUUUCUGUACAUCAGAGAAUCCACACAGGGGAGAGGCCUUAUGAAUGCAGUGAGUGUGGGAAAAGCUUCACUAGCAGCUCACACCUUUCUCAACAUCAGAGAAUCCACACAGGGGAAAGGCCCUAUGAAUGCAGUGAGUGUGGGAAAAGCUUCACUAGCAGCUCACACCUUUCUAAACAUCAGAGA